AUGCCCCUUCGACGAGCAAAGCAAGCCUGUAUCCACUGUCAUGGUCGUCGCAUCCGCUGCAAUGUCCUGCAGCAGCGCCCGUGCUCCAACUGCGUGGCGCAGGAUGUCCCUUGCGAAGUUGGAGUCUCGCGGCGGGGGAAAUAUCCCCGCAAGAAGACGUUCAAGUCAGGGCACGUCACGCAGAUUGGACGAGCCGUCCGAGCCUCCGAACCCUCAUCCUCAGCCAGCCCAACAACCUCAUCCACGCUCCACGCAGCCAAACCACGAAUCCACGACUCAACCGUCUUCCUGGGCGAGUCCAGCCCUCUGACGUCUGUCAUGGAUCCUACCCAACCACCAAGGCUGCACUACCCCCUCCCUGACCGUCUCGCACCCACCAGUACGCGCGACGAGGCCGUCCGUCUGCACCAAGUCCAGCAAGCCGCACAGCUUGAGUCCAACGGUGCCCUCUCCUUUCCACCAGAGGCCACCGUCGAUGCGCUCUUACAAGCCUACUUUCGCUGGUUCCAUCCUUGCUUCCCCAUCGUUGACCGUGCGGCGAUCUGCCGUGCCAGGACACAGCCAGGUCCAGGUGCAGGUCUCAGCAAUAUCCCCCCUCUGCUCCUCCAAUCUAUGCUCUUCAUUGGCGUAAGCCUCUGCGACGACGAGACCUUUGCAAAGACGGAAUUUCCCGUCCGUUACCGCGCCAAGUUCCUUUUCUACUCCCGCGCCAAGGCAAUCUACGAAGCUGAUGCGGAAGCAAGUCCUAUUGUCAAGCUGCAGGCGCUCUUCAUGUUGAGCUUCUGGCGAGGAGGGCCGAGUGAGGAGCGCGAUGUCCCAAUUCUCGGCUCCAUCGAAGGAGAAGAAGUUAUGGAAACGAAUCUGACGCGCGACCAACAGAGCGCCGCAGCACUGGGCUUGCCCCCCCGGAUCCGCGAUGAAGACGGCGAUGUGGCCAUGCUAGAGCCCGAUGAUGUGGUGGAAGGGGAGACAGCGGAGGGCGAUAUCUUCGGGCGCCAAACGCCACAAGAUCUUGUUUACCCCGUUGAAAUGGCCAAACUGGCUCGGCUUCUCCGGAUGAUCGUCUCAACGCAGUAUCUCCACCACCAACGACCAGAUCUCGCGACGAGGAAUGCCCUCAACGAGCAGCUGUACCUGUGGAAUUGCCAGCUGCCUGUCGAGCUUCGACUGGACAAUGUGUCGCCGGACUCGCUGUUCCUGACGGGGCUUUUGCAUAUGACAUAUCAUGACGGCUGGUUAAGGAUAACCCAUGCUUUCUCAACCCUCUGCAUCCACACAAUCCAUCACCGACGGAACUGCGGAACGAUGCGAACUCUCGCCGAACACCGCGCGCGGCUCUGUCUGCUCAGUCUUGAAGAGCUGCAGAAGUCCUGGGAUCUAGAGAACUGGGUUUUGCAUCUGUUCUUUCGCGGGCUGGACGAUCGCACUGCUGAGAGUCUGCGGCGAACAAGAGAGAACCAGGUUGAGGGAGAGAGUGUAGAGGGCAACGAUGUAGACUCAGCGACUACUAUGUCGACUGUUACGGGGUCUAGUAGCCAUGUCUCUGGUCCUGGAACUGGUACUAGCACUGGCACUGGCACUGGAGACAUGCUCAUGCCAAUGCCCGCACCGCAAGACGACUGGUACGGUUGGGUACCGUUUGAGGAUGAAGCGGACGCACUUAACCUGCAAAACCUGGAGUUUCUGUAUCGUUUCCUAUAG
This is a messenger RNA of Aspergillus nidulans FGSC A4, 1701 nucleotides long. RefSeq names its product Zn(II)2Cys6 transcription factor. NCBI's taxonomy places the organism in Eukaryota, Fungi, Ascomycota, Eurotiomycetes, Eurotiales, Aspergillaceae. The record is from RefSeq and is a predicted model, not a curated record. Gene Ontology annotation, cellular component: nucleus. Bases 1 to 1701 code for a protein of 566 amino acids. Gene Ontology annotation, molecular function: DNA binding; zinc ion binding; DNA-binding transcription factor activity, RNA polymerase II-specific. Gene Ontology annotation, biological process: regulation of DNA-templated transcription; DNA-templated transcription. The transcript is spliced from 6 exons.